This is a messenger RNA of Asterias rubens (European starfish), 2335 nucleotides long. Its product is annotated as protein FAM185A-like. NCBI's taxonomy places the organism in Eukaryota, Metazoa, Echinodermata, Asteroidea, Forcipulatida, Asteriidae. The record is from RefSeq and is a predicted model, not a curated record. The coding region runs from base 87 to 1478 and encodes 463 amino acids. The transcript has 7 exons.
UGCUGGCUGACAUAAGUAGAACCCUUUGGCUGUCCGCGGUAUUUUUCGAAUGGUUUAACCUUUUCAGACUCUAAGAGGAUUUCAUAAUGUCACAUUUUGUCCAGCUGUGUUGCAGACCACAUGUCAUCAGGAAAAGCUGCGAAAAUGUGUUCUUGCGAGACUUUUUACACCGAAAUUACCAAAAGACUUUUGUGAAUGUUUUUAAUAAUAAUCUUCGUCGUGGUUGUUAUGCAACAUCAACCAGCAGUGUUAUUACCUUGUUGAAGAGCAGUUCCAAAAGAGAAGCAAGUUUACCACCACUACAAAGUCUUAGAAGAUGGCAGAGUUCAUCUUCAAGCACUUCUCAGAUUCUCAGUCAGAAACCAGACACAAACUCUGUCCAACCACGAAACAAUCUAAACAUUAUAAAAUUACGCUCAUGGGCCUUUUCCGUUGAAUUGUUUGGCAACCUCAUCAUUCGGACCUCCUUGUCAGUUCGAGUCACACCCAUCAAUCCACAUGAAUACCCUGCUGCGGAUAGAGCAUUCAUCCACCUCAUGCUGAAAAGCCGAGCAGCUGAAACGAAGAGCGGGUUGAAGGACUUUCUUCAAGGAGACGAGGUCGGCUUGUGGCAGCGGUUUGUAAGAGGCGAUGUUCUACACCAGGACGCUACGAUUGAUGUGUCAGGAGAUGUGGUUGAGAAAGAGAUGGCAUCUUUGGAGGAUGCGGAGCUACUGUGGCUUAUUGAAGUCCCAAUGUCCUAUGAUGUUGAUGCUGAAUCAUCAGGGGGCGGAGCUAUAGCUGUUAAUCAACUUGAAAAUCAAAUAUGCAAGCUGCAAACUGAAACAGGAAACAUUGUCACCAACAAACUAAAGUCGGAUAAAGUGACCUUGAAGAGUGCAUCCGGCGACAUCAACUGUGUGAAAGUAUUACAGGGUAACAUCACCAUAGCAACAGGAAACCAAGGAACUGUUACAACUGACAGACUGCAGGGCCAGGACAUCUCUGUUUCUGCUGACUCUGGGGUUGUUGUAGUCAAAGACGUCUAUGCCAGACAGGCUGCCUUCAAAUCAAGAAAAGGGGACAUCCGACUCGGGAAUCUACAUGGGGACGUCCAGGUUUCUUGUGGUCAAGGAAACGUUGGAAUUGUGAGUCUGGACGGAUCUCUGAAAGCGGACAUUGAUCAGGGAAAUAUCAGCGCUUAUAUCGUCAAACACACCGAUGUAAAUAUCACGUGUAAACAAGGAGAUAUUUCCAUCCAGACACCCCUAGAAGUACAGACAAAUCUUCAUCUUCAAGCCUCUCAAGGAAUUCACACAGCUGAAGAAUUGGCUUCCAAGUUUACAUCGGAAGUGGAAGAGAAGGACAUUGUACAAGAGAAUACAAAACUGGGGCGUUUGAAUGAAGGGGGUGCUUCAUCAUUGACAGCCAGUGCUUCUCAAGGUAGCGUCACACUUUCCGUCCAAUCGUGGUUCGACUCGCUUCAACUGCAGAAGUAAAGGAAGAGCCUGUGGAGUGUCAUGUCCAAACAACUAGUGAUGUGUGGUCACGGCUGUUGGUCUAUUCAUUCCUUGUUAUGUAACAUCAUGAAGGUUCAUCCGCUAGACCCAUGGGAGAUACAUGCUUGAUAAACUACAGUAAGUCUUCUAUUUGUGUGGAUCUUGAGUAUCUGCAGCUCCCCUUAUUGACCCAAUUCACCUGACGUCAUCAUCGGAAUAAUAUUGGAUGCGCCAUAUUGGUGAUCAAUGUCACUGCAUGUUAUUCAGUGAAGUGCCCAUUUUUAGGCGCUGCAGCGUUAACAUGCAAACCUAUUGACCACCAAAAUGUUGAGCGUGGCACAGGUGCCACGUGUGACGUGCAUGCUAGGGGUGAGUAUAUAACUGGGCCCAAUUUCAUAAGCUGCUAAAGCAGAAAACGUUGCUUACCAAGAUUCCAGUUUCAAAUUGUACUUGUGACAUGGUAGUUUGGCUGGUUACUUUAUUCUGGUAAGCAUAAUUAUAGUUGUGUGCUUAGCUACUUUUUGUGCUUAAGCAGCUCUAAGAAAUUUGGCCCAGGAGGUUUAAAGGGCUUCAUCCUGUAGACCAAGGGGAGACCCAUGUCCUAUAUUUGUGUGGAUGUGGAGUACCAACUCCUCCGUUAUAUAAGAUAAACUACUUCAUCAAUUAGAACAAAUGAAAUGUAACACCCAAAAGAUUUGAGAGCUUUGCCUGCUACAUCAAGGGGAGACCCAAGCCUUCUACUCUAGGUCUUUCAUGUAUUGUUAUAUACAGUUACAGCCAAAGGCACAAUUUCAUAAACCUGCUAAGCACAACAAUUUGCAGAUCAUGAAAUGUCUUCCUUGAUAAAAACAGGAUUA